Delphinapterus leucas (beluga whale) is the source of this 3006-nucleotide messenger RNA. It is a transcript of the gene TNIP3, whose product is annotated as TNFAIP3 interacting protein 3. The record is from RefSeq and is a predicted model, not a curated record. Gene Ontology annotation, biological process: regulation of transcription by RNA polymerase II; cellular response to lipopolysaccharide. NCBI's taxonomy places the organism in Eukaryota, Metazoa, Chordata, Mammalia, Artiodactyla, Monodontidae.
AACACGAAGAGAAAUUAGUCAUGCUCACCAAUCAGUCAGAAGAUUCUGAAAGAUGUGAAAGCAUGGAGCUGGAUAAUAAAAUCUGCGAUCUGAUUGAGAGGAAUGUUUCUCCUGAUCCCAGAGGGGUCACCCCGGGACCAAUGCCAAGUCACAGAAGUCCAUGUUCUGUGAAGACUCCAGAAAAACCAGCUUCCGUGGCACAUUUCCUACAGUGCACAACUAGAAUGAGUGGUACAGAAUCUUCUACUGAGCAUGCAGAGUGGACUCAAUCAUCGAGAAGAAAGAACUUAACAAAUUUCCUUGAACAAAAGAUAAGGUGCCUGGAAAAACAGAAAAAAGAGCUCCUGGAAGUUAACCAGCAAUGGGAUCAGCAAUUUAGAAGCAUGAAAAAGUUAUAUGAAAGAAAGGUCACAGAGCUGAAAACGAAACUGGACGCCGCAGAAAGCUUCCGAGGCACGCUGGAGAAGGAGCUGCAGCAGAGCCAGAGGGAGAGCGACCUGCAGCAGCGCGAGGAGAAGGAAAAGGAGAGCCUAAAUGAAGAAUUACAUGAAUUGAAGAGAGAGAAUAAGCUUUUGAAGGAAAAAAUUGCUCUCGCAAGCCAAAAGAAGCAACAUUUUGAAUGUGAAAUAAAACGCCUCAAUAAGGCUCUUCAGGAUGCCUUGAAAAUGGAGUGUUCUUCAUCUCCUGAGGAUUGUUUGCGGAAGUCUGAAAUGGAGUGCAGCCAUGAGGAGAUGAGAACAGAAAUGGAAGUUCUCAAACAGCAGGUGCAAAUAUACGAAGAAGACUUCAAAAAGGAGCGAUCAGACCGAGAAAGACUUAAUCAAGAAAAAGAGGAGCUACAGCAAAUUAAUCAAACUUCUCAAACCCAGUUGAACAGGCUGAAUUCUCAGAUAAAAGCUUGUCAGAUGGAGAAAGAAAAACUAGAAAGGCAAUUAAAACAGCAUUGUUCUCCUCAGAUGUAUUUCCUAACCAGUAACUACGGCUGGAAUUUCCACCUACGGGAUCCAUGCCUACCGACAGGCCCUGGGGCUGUGCAGGAUCUACAGAAGUACCCACCAGACUGUCAGUGGUAUGCUCCCGACCUGUUUCCGCCAGAUGUGCAGGACAAGGCGAAUGGUUUCUCCUCAGAAAAGAAAGCCAAUGCGUAGAAGCACACGCUGUUGGAGGAGCACACAGGCCGAGGGAGAGCUCGGCUGAGGGCCCUCGUUCCUCUUUUUACUGUGGCUUGUGUCUGCCACACCUGCACAUCACCUCCUCCACUACUCAUACCUGGUAAUGUUUCCCUUUGGCACAGAUGGAGGACAAGGCUGUGACAGCUGAGAUCCUGAUCAAGUCCUAGGGGCCAAAAUUAUACAACCUAUCACAACUUCCAGCUUCCUGGAAAUGAGAAAAUCCUAAUGUGAUGGUGAUGGCUUUGCUGCGUACAUGUAUACUUAGAGAAGUAGUUCAGAGACACAUCGAUCUGCAGUUAAAUCUGUGUUUUUCUUCCUGUGCAUUUGCGUAAUUAUUAACAAAAAACGUAACUCUGUCUUCUCAAACCAAUUAAAACGGAAAACGAAUGUAUCCAAAUUUUAUUGCAAUUAAAUUAUACAGUGACGUGACAGAUGUCUAAAGAUUAAGCAGGUUUAAAAGUAUUCAUCCAUUUAAUAAGGAUUCUACUAGGACCAACUGGAGAUCAUCUUUGCGAGGGGGUAUAAAGCAGGAGUGUGAGAUUCACGGAUAUCUGUACUUCUAGAAGUAACCAAAGAAAACCAGGAGCGUCCACUGAAGCUGCAGUCCAGUAAACAAUCCAGAGAUAAGAGCUGAGACUAUCUAGCUCCAACUUCCAAAAGUUAUUCUGCUUAAUUCCAGCUCAAUCGUUUCUGUUUUUUCAAUUUCUGGAAAUACUUGAAGCUUUGUGUAAUAGGAAGAUGAAAGAGCCUUUAACUGCCUAAGCAGUUAAAUACUUUCAACCUCAGUCUUUGGCUGUUUAAUUCUUGAUAAUUCUUGAGAAAGAAAUAUCCUUCUCUUACGUUAAUUCACUAAAGCUUUGUUUUUUCUACAACUGAUUAAAGAGACAAAUCAUUCUUGGCCAAUACUUCAGUAUAAGUGAAUCAGAAAAACAAUAGUUGCAUCAUAACAGUUAGGUGUAUUUUUUUUAAUUUCCAUUUCCUUGAAUUAGUGAAAAAGUCAUUGUAAUCCAGCUCCUAGCAGUGGAUUAAGUUUGCCAACUGAGGUGUGCUCACCAGAGUAAAAAUUGAACGUAUAUAUAAGAAGUACCCCUUGGUAGCCGUGUUGUAGGUCAAUUCAACAGCAGUAAAACAUGAUUUAAUCAUACCAUCACUAUUACUGGAGUCAUCCUACUACUAAUUAGCAAACGGCCAAACAUUGUCAAGAUUGUACAAAUGCUAAUGUAUUGGGAGAAAAUCCAGCUUAGGCGAGACCUAAUUUCAUUUCAACUCCCGGUGGGUGACUGCAAAUGUGCAAAGAGGACCCCUUGCUCAGAGUGCUACUGUAGUUCCAAGAAGACGGGUUUCCACAUCCCCGGCCUGCGAGUCAGCCAGUCCCUCUUGUGACCCUCCCCCAGAAUCAUUUGGGGACGUCUCUGUCUCAGCUCAUUAUAAAGGUCAUACCCCUGUGCUGUGGCACUUGCUUCAUUAUCACACACAGUUUGUAGAAACUGUGUGAGGAAUAGCUCUAUCCCUUUGAAAAGAUAGGAAGUCACACCACACGGUGGUCUCUAUUACUUUGGAAAUGUAAGACCAGGCAUAUUUUAAGUUUUCAAAGGUCAUGGAGAAAUUCAGUCUUUGACUUGAAGGUAUCGCAUGAAGAGAAAGAUGUAUUCACUUUGUCAUGGUUGUGAUGUGAUGUCAGAAGAAAACCUUCCUUGGAGUCUAGUUAGGUCUGGGAGUGAGGCCAACCUGUAACGCUCACUAGCAUAGAUAUUUUUUUAACCCCAUUUUCCUUAUCAACAAAAAUAAUAUUUCAGAAUAAAUUUCUAAUAUUAUUAAGCAUGGACUAACUUCA